AUGCUUACUGCGGCGCAACUUGAGACACAGGGGCCGAAUGUGCAGGGGCGCUUGAAGCCGAGUCUACAGCUUACGGGUCAUCAGCUAUUCUAUGUUUUUGGUCUUGAUGGUAUAGGCGCUAUGGCUUUAUCCGGGGGUGUGAAUUUUGCUCUGGCUUAUGGCAUGUACACUACGCAAGAUACCGUCAAGAACCCAAUUCGGUUGUUUCAACUGCCAAACACAUUAUCAGGUGAUGCAGCUGUAACUAUUAUUGUCCAAUGCAUUCUCACGUGGUUCGUUGAGAUGGGACUUGUCAGUUAUGACCUUUCGAAACGGUCUGUCCAGCCGAUUGGCUUUAUUCGAGAACCAUUGUGUCAGUGGCUUCGAUGGCUAUUCUUUCUCCCACCAGCCUCUGAUCCAGGCGACUCAGAAGUAGAGGAGAAAGAGCCUCAACCGGAAUCCAAGCUCCCUCCUGUACUUACGACAAUCGUGCAAGGGGCGCUGAGGGGCUUUACACUCGCUGUCUUGGGCUUCUUUAUUCUCUGGCCCCUGAGCGUGGCGGUUUUAACGACCGUUGGAGAACGCGAUGGUGGGGAUUGGAGACAUCAAGAUCGGUGGACACCACAAGUUUUCAAGGUUAUUCUUGGUGGCGUUCGGGGGUUACUCACGACACCGUUAAUGGCCCUGUUCUGGUUGAUCAAGGCGGAUUGGGAGGGUAAUGAUGAGAGGACGAAUGCAUGGACUUCAAGACAGAGUCGGUACAUGGCGGAAGUAUAG
This is a messenger RNA of Fusarium redolens, 756 nucleotides long. RefSeq lists its product as uncharacterized. The record is from RefSeq and is a predicted model, not a curated record. NCBI's taxonomy places the organism in Eukaryota, Fungi, Ascomycota, Sordariomycetes, Hypocreales, Nectriaceae. Bases 1 to 756 code for a protein of 251 amino acids. The transcript is spliced from 3 exons.